GGAGUACUUUUUCUCCUCCUUCUGAUCUACUGCCGCGGAAUUAAUAGAGGGCGGCGGCGGCGGCGGGAUCAAGUUGCCAUUGCCACCGUUCUUAAUUCCCUCUACCGCAGUUCCAUUUUUCUUCGGUUGCUGCUCUUCGACGGCAUUCCUGGCCAUGUUUGUGGCUCAAAGAUCCCAAAAGCCAGCUUGGACUCGUCAAUGGCCACCUCCACAUCUCAGAUGCCCUCCACGCCCCCUCUCUCUUUUCCUGAGAGCAAACGUUGAUCUUGAGCUCGGCACAAUCCCCUCCUCCUCGAUCCUUUCGUUGCCUUGUUCCUAGGUAUGCUUUCCUUUAGAAAAGCAACAAACAAAGAUGCUCUCAUUCCCUUGCUGAACUCCUGGAAUCAAUGGGAACAACUUUGCCUGCACACUAUAUAACCAACACUAAUCUCAUAAUUGUUUUACUGGUUCCCUUUGUUUUCAUGUGAUUAUUCGCUUCUCGCACACACAGAAUCAUCCUCUGCUUAUUGCAACCUAGGAGUUUGUAUGGAGACUAUAGAGCUAAAGGUGGACAUGGUUGCAUUACAUGAGAAGAGAUUGAGGAAAUGUUUGUCCAAAGUGAAAGGCUCCUUGACAACAAGAUGCCAAAUAAUGUGGUUACUAUGUGAUGCGAUUUAUGAGACAAAUUGUUGAAGAAGUUGAAAUUAUCGAAAGAGAUUCACUACGAUCUAUAUUCACACAAGCAGAGUAUUCUCGAGAAGAAAUUGAUGAGGUGCGAUCGGAGUUGGCAGAAUGUAUACAAGAUCAUAUUUAUGAGUAGGUGCGUUCAAGUUUAUUGUUGCAAUGCUCUGAAGAAUAUUAAUGUCCAAACCAGAACAUUAGCAAUCGGCUCUGUACGUCCAAAGCAUUUGAAGGCCCUAGCACCAGUGCACAUUAAUACUAAGUUUAUCAAGCUGGAUGCUGAAAAUGCACCAUUUUUCGUGACGAAAUUGGCAAUCAAAACACUGCCCUGUGUUAUUUUAUUCAGGAAUGACAUUGCCUUUGAUAGGAUAGUCGGCUUUCAAGAUCUUGGAAGCAAAGAUGAUUUUACUGCCAGAGCUUUAGAAAAUCUUCUUAAAAGAAAAGGUGGAUACAGGACAGUCGAGAUCAGUACACUAAGGAGCAUCUGGAUUCAGUAAUUGAUCAGUACACUAAGCGUAUGGAUUCAGUAACUACUGUACUAUUUUGAGUAAACAGAUUGUUGGCUACUUCAGUAUUCAGUAUUCAGUAAACAGAUUAUUGGCUAAACAGAUUGUAGCUGUUCAAAACAGAUUUUUUGUGCUCUUUUGUUUUAUAUGUGAAUAUCACUAUAUACUUUGAAACAGAAUUAGUGUAAAUUUUGAUA
This is a messenger RNA of Zingiber officinale, 1363 nucleotides long. Its product is annotated as thioredoxin domain-containing protein PLP3B-like. Lineage: Eukaryota; Viridiplantae; Streptophyta; Magnoliopsida; Zingiberales; Zingiberaceae. The transcript is spliced from 10 exons. Gene Ontology annotation, cellular component: cytoplasm. The coding region runs from base 747 to 1157 and encodes 136 amino acids. The record is from RefSeq and is a predicted model, not a curated record.